UCAUGGGCAAUCAGAGGGAGCGGAUCAGAGACCGGGGGAAAGUCGGAAAACAUCCACCAUGGCUCCGUUUGAGAAAGCCCAGCACCCCAAGCCUUUCAAACAGAGGAAGAGCUUUGCAGCAACGCGAAAGCAUGAGGUGGCAGGAAUCAGGACUAAGUUUCCAACCAAAGUGCCGGUGAUUAUAGAACGAUAUCAGCGUGAGAAAUACCUUCCACUAUUGGACAAAACCAAGUUUCUUGUUCCCCAAGAACUCACCAUGACACAAUUUGUCACCAUCAUCAGAAACCGGAUGACUCUCAUGCCAAGCCAGGCUUUCUACCUGCUCAUCAACAAUGCAGGCAUUGCCAGCAUGUCCCUCACUAUGGCACAGGUGUACAAGGACCACAAGGAUGAGGAUGGCUUUCUCUAUAUGACCUAUGCCUCUCAAGAAAUGUUUGGACACUGGGAACGUGUGCACCAGCUCUCACGAUGAUAAUCAGGAAUGUUGCAUGGGGAUGUUUAAAAACUGUAGGUGAAGCACUAAAUGUUUGUACAUAAUCUUGAUUGUAUAGUUUUAAAAACUCUGCGUUUUGCGUGUAUGCACGCGUCAUGGGAAUGUUAUGUUUUAAUGAACAAGGUAAUAAAUUGUAUCUCAUUCUUG
Ictalurus punctatus (channel catfish) is the source of this 640-nucleotide messenger RNA. It is a transcript of the gene map1lc3c, whose product is annotated as microtubule-associated protein 1 light chain 3 gamma. The record is from RefSeq and is a predicted model, not a curated record. The transcript is spliced from 4 exons. The coding region runs from base 59 to 472 and encodes 137 amino acids. NCBI's taxonomy places the organism in Eukaryota, Metazoa, Chordata, Actinopteri, Siluriformes, Ictaluridae. Gene Ontology annotation, biological process: autophagy of mitochondrion; autophagosome assembly; cellular response to nitrogen starvation. Gene Ontology annotation, molecular function: ubiquitin protein ligase binding. Gene Ontology annotation, cellular component: autophagosome; cytosol; autophagosome membrane.